UGAGCACAGAACGAUGGUGUCGACUCCGGGGCAACCUUCUCUUCUAUUUCAAGUCAAGGGAUCACUGGUCAGAACCCGCAGGGGUCAUUGUCCUCGAGAACUGCCAGGUCACACUCGACCAGCCUCAGGACAACCUCUUCGCUUUUAAUUUAGUGUUCGAGGGGGGAACCCAGCACUGUGCAGCGUUGUGUGAGAGCGAACGGGAUGCAUGGAUCACAGCCAUCCACCAGGCUUCCUUCGCGUACAUGAGGCUGCAGGUCGAGGCUCUCCAGCAACAGGUGUCAUCGAAGCAGUCCUCCUUACCCACAGACAUCCAUCGGCACCGCCUCAGCACAGGAGUUACUCUAGGUGUGCACAGUACGCAGUCUUCUCCUGUAGACGUGAAUGAGCCGCCCUUUUUGGAGAUCUCAGUCUCGUGUGACAACUUGCGGUGCGACGGUGAUGGACAGCCCCCGUCUCCAAGGGUCACAGUGCAGGUCCUUAAUGCCCCACAGAAGAGCUGGCUACAGUAUGCGCAGACAGAGGUUAUUGAGAGAACGAGUAAUCCAAAUUUCCUGUCGACUGUGAGCUUCCGCAAAACAGAUGGCCUGGACACCACCACACAAGUGAGACUGGCUGUCUACGAUGUCAGGGAAAGAGUCACCAACACAAGCACGCAGCUUGGACAAGCCACUGUGAGUCUCGGAGAACUCCGUGAGACAGGCCGAUCUCGCCUGAGCCUCCAGUCACCUCUUGGGCGGAAUGUGGGUUUCAUCACCAUCACUGCCUGGACCCUCGAGGCGGAAUCUGUUGAUCCUAACUCCCACACGCCCAGCAAUGCCACACCACAUCACCAGCCUGCUCCCUUACCUGUGGUGGCUUGCCACCGGCGAACCCAGUCACUUCCGCCACGCCUGAGCUCCAAGACGCGGCACCCGACACAAGGCCACCUCAGCCUGCUCUAUGACAACCCCUCCAUGGCCACCUUCCGUUUCCACUCGGGCCUCGGGGGGGACAUCGCUGUGCUGGAAGUCAUGGCUGAGAGCAGAUACUGCUUCACAUUCCCACAGCAGUUGCUGCGGCUAUGGAUCUCAGAAGAGCGUCGGUGGCAGGAGGAGCUGUCAUCGUUGGGUGACCUUUCAGACCAGUGGCACACUAGACAGAUGGCACUCCUCAACCAACAUGUCACACUCAUCAAUAUCUAUAAUAUGGCCCUAGACACUCUUGAUGUUGCAGCACAUUCUGGUUCAAGCUUUAAGAAGAGUAGCAGCAAAUACGAGUCAUCCAUCGAAAUGGCACCUGUGAACCUCCACCUCCAGAGGCUUUGGGCGCAGAAUGAGUCACUACGCCGCUCAGGAUUCUAUGAUGUCAUUACUUGUGGGGUCUUCAGUGCCCACUCUCACGGAUAUAAGAAUGGAGGCUUAGUCAAUAUGCUCCAGAAAGCCAAGAGCUCCCGCAGGACCCCAGGUGGUGGAGACAAGGCGUGGGCGAGUGAGGCGGCAGUAGAAGGCGUGAAGAAGCUGCGGCAGGAUGUGACGACACUCCUGCGCUCCAUGCUUGUAUGUCUGCGGCAGGAGGACACCAUCACCCUCACCAAGGUCUUGCCUUUGCUGCAAGAGAAGACACGGUCUCUGCUGAACGUGAUUGAGCCAUCGCUGGUGGAGGAGGCAUUUGAAUUCCUGGACCAGAUCCGAGUCCCUCAAAACCCCUCACGCAUCUUGACCCUGGCCACACGCUGCUAUUCCUCACAGAACAUUGCAGGCUACCUCAGCCCAGAGACAGCUCUGGACAUAGAGCUGAUGACCCCAGAUGUCCCCACAGUGCCCUCGGGGAACCGGAAAGAUUGUUUGAUUAGCGAGGCAGCCAAGGGUCAGGGGCUAGUCAUCACAACCAAAGAGGUGGACAUCAUGGACAGCCACGAGAAUAGUGUGUACAGGCCCACUGAUGAGCCAGAGCCAUGGGACCUGAUCCAGCUGAAUGUACAAGCAAGUGUGAUGUGUCUCACCAGUAAGAUCAAGAGUUUCUGUGGAAAGAAGGCAAAUGUCAGUGGUCAGAAGGACUUGUGUCAGGAUGGGGGUAGCAGAGAGGUGGUGGCUGAUGGACAGCAGGUGGGGCAAGGCAGGGACAGUGAGGCGAGGCAGAAGGACGUGGGAGCAAGUAACACACCCGCUGAGAAAUCCAGUCCGAGCAAGAGCCGACUCAAAGUAAGUGAAUCACAGAACAUCAGCUCAAACCCACAGUCAGCUGCACAGAGCCAGGCUGUCAUUUCGUCGUCAGUUGGAUCUGACUCCAGCCAGGCGUCAGGAAGGUCGUCAAGUGUUGGUGCCUCCAGGACAAAUGAGAGCCAGCGCUCGUCAUGCUCAGCGACACCUGAUGUAUCACCAUGUGAGGAGGACAGUGGCAUUGGGCUAGAGCGUGUGACAAGUGAAGUAGAGAGGACAGACUGCAUCAGUGAAGGUGGUCUUUCAGUGGAUGAAGAAAGGAGGGAGGACCUCCUGCCCCUGGACAAAAUUGAGGUCAGGCGGCCAGAGAGGGAUGAAUCCAGUCAGAAUGCAGAGUCUCGAUACUCUUGUGAUAUCACUAGUGUGAAGUCUGGGAAGUUGGAGUCGAUCAUGGAACAGAGUCUGGAGGACCUUGGUUCUUCUGGAGAAGUGGAAAUCAAAGGGGAGAGCAAAGAGAAGGAGGCCAGUACAAAUGAAGGACAAUCAGGGGACAAGCCACAUGCCGGAAUCUCAGAACGUAUAGAGAACACUGGCACAAAGGAUGCACUUGAUGUAAACAAACAUAAUGUACAUAACACUGGGAGAACGGGGAGCAAGGAGGAGAGCAAACAGACCCCAGCAAUCAUCACCACAAAUGGCAAUCACACCAAAGAGAAUGACACAGACAAUCAAGAGGCGGUUGACUGGGUGGGAGAGGUACGGCCCAGCAUGAAGAAACUGAGGCAGGCAAUGGAUGGCCUAAUGCGCACAGCACGCCUAGUUCACAGUGUGUUCCGUUUGCAGCAGACUCCAGAGGCGGCUCAGCAGGCACACAUGAUCAAGUACAGAAGAGACAUAUGCUUCUCACAAGCGUUGACUUCUUUAGUGACGGGGCUGAUGACGAGGCUGUGGUGCAGAAAGGCUGAUCCACUCUUCAUCACUGUCCUCGCUCACCUUGGGCCGCUUGCAGAGUUUGAGUGCCUCGUGUCUUGCCAUGGAAAUGACUUGGUGAUGCUGAGUGACAUGGUGGUAGCAGUGGAGGAUAUUGGCGCUGUGGAGUUUGUGAUGGUGCCAUCAGGAGGUGCGCAGGGCAGCAAUGGACGCACGCGAAGUGAAGGCGCAGCACCACCCCCAGCCACAUACGAGCUGCCCACGCCUUGCAUCUCAGGGAAUAGGUGUGGGCUCCGAGUUGUGCUCCCUGUCCCCGAGCAUGUGCUGAGCCUCAUGCCGACAACCAACUCCCAGCAACCCAACGACCCCCCAACAUUCUGUGUCACGCCUGUGCUCUUCAACAUUGGUAUUAAUGAAAAGGCCACGUUGGCGGAGAAAUUAGGCACGGAUGGCCCUCAGACAAGGAACAACCAGGACAGCUUUGAAAGACUGUCGCAGUACUAUCACCGCUUCAAGAAGCUUCCACUACCACAGGAGAACAGUAGAAGAGUUCCCUCGAUGGGCAGCGAUGUGCCCCUUGUGGACCUCAUUGACAAGCUGGGCUUGGAAGUGCAGUCACAGCAUAGCAAAAAUCCUAAUGUACUAGUCUUAGCGGCACAGUGCUGUAGAGCCAUGGCAGGGCUUCGUUUUACCUCAUGCAAGAGUGGAAAAGACCGCACGGGAAUGAGUGUGACUCUCGAGCAAGCAAACAUUUUGGCAGCAGAGUACGAUUUAUCGGAGACAGAGUUCCAGAGAGCGCUUAAUUGUAUGAGAAGUGAAGGGACACGGCUGGAGAACUGCCAAAAGAGCAUUGGGGCACGCAAGUAUGCCUUUUCGACAGUGCAGCUCAAGAUGUUCCCCCGCCAGUACCAGCCUCCUCCUGGGACGUAUGGAUCGGCACAGACAUAGAGAAAGAGAGGCAGAUGGUUGAAAUUCGAUAAAGAAUGAGAAUGGUUUGACUCGACAAGAAAUAGGAAGAUAGGGGUAAAAGAAAUUUAAGAUGCUAUGUGAUUUCAUGAGAAAGACAUAGAUGGCAAGUACAUUGAUUUAGAUGUGGUGAAUAUAAGAAAAAAAUAGAUCAGUAAAGACAUGAGGCCGGCUUGUUUUGGUGAAUAUAUAGACAUACAGACAGAGAAACAGGGAGAGACUGAAUAAGAGUAUGGUGAGGAAAGUAUAUUGAGAAAAAUAUAUAAUGCUUGAUUUUUUUACGUGGACUUGUUGCGUCGGGAAUUUUCUGGUGUUGAUGAAAUAUCACAAUCUUGUGGAUUAAAUUAUUAGACUUUAUUUUUCUCUUGGGGGAGCUGGUCUUAGACGAAACAAUUGUUGUGGGAUAUAAGCUCAAUAGUCUAGUAUAUAGAUAUAAAUGACUUGUAAUUCAUUUUGGAAAUUAUAUUACUAUUAUUAUUAUUUUCAUCAUUAUUUUAAUAUUAUUGAUAUCAAUACUGUUGUUAUUGUCAUUAUUGUUGUUGUUUUUAUUAUUAUUAACACAAAUGUUUUUCAUAUUUUUUUCUUUUUCUUCUCUCUUGAAUUGUACAGAACAAAGCAAUUCAGGAGUUUUAUUUGUCUUCGGAUUUGCUCAUGAAUGCCAUUAUUCACAUGAUGUUUGUCUGUAAAUGAGUAGGUGAGUGAGUAGGUGAGUGAGUAGGUGAGUGAGUAGGUGAGUGAGUAGGUGAGUGAGUAGGUGAGUGAGUAGGUGAGUGAGUAGGUGAGUGAGUUGA
Messenger RNA from Penaeus vannamei (Pacific white shrimp), 4828 nucleotides. Lineage: Eukaryota; Metazoa; Arthropoda; Malacostraca; Decapoda; Penaeidae. The record is from RefSeq and is a predicted model, not a curated record.